AUGACGACUUCGCUGGUCCUGCAUCCACGCUGGGCGGACACCUUGAUGUACGUGUAUGAAAAAAGCCCGAAUGAAAAUAAUCAGAAUAAAAGCCAAAUUAUGGAAGGAUUGAGCGGGAAUUGCCCUGCGACUCAUUGCAGGGAACUGAUCUCACACCCCGCGCUGGGGCGGCAUUCCGGCACCAUAGCGACUCACCAGGGAUCCGUGUACUCGGAUAUAUCUUCCCCAGAAACCGGGCGACAGUGCCCCGCUCCACAGACGUCAUCUAGCGCCUCUCUGAGUUACGGCUACCCCUUUGGAAACCCCUACUACGGUUGCAGAUUGUCUCACUCGCACAACGUGAACUUGCAGCAGAAACCGUGUUCGUACCAUCCCGCAGAAAAAUACGCCGAGACGAGCAGCGCCUUGCCCGCGGAGGAGCUCUCCAGCAGGGCGAAAGAGUUCGCGUUCUACCCGAGUUUUGCCAGCUCGUACCAGGCGGUUCCAGGAUAUCUAGACAUGUCGGUGGUCCCCAGUAUUAGCGCGCAUCCCGAGCCACGUCACGAUGCAUUGAUCCCCAUGGAGGGCUAUCAACACUGGGCUCUGUCGAACGGCUGGGAUGGGCAGGUGUACUGUUCAAAGGAGCAAACGCAGUCUUCUCAUCUUUGGAAGUCUCCGUUUCCAGAUGUUGUUCCGUUGCAGCCAGAAGUCAGCAGUUAUCGUCGAGGGCGCAAAAAGCGCGUUCCCUACACCAAGAUACAACUAAAGGAACUGGAAAAAGAGUACGCAGCGAGCAAGUUUAUCACCAAAGACAAGAGACGACGCAUCUCCGCGACGACCAACCUCUCAGAACGCCAAGUUACUAUUUGGUUCCAGAACCGCAGAGUGAAGGAGAAGAAGUUUGUCAGUAAAUCCAAGACUAAUAAUCACAUGCAUACUUGAUGCAUGUUUCGUACUUUUUUUUUCUUC
Messenger RNA from Puntigrus tetrazona (Sumatra barb), 948 nucleotides. RefSeq names its product homeobox C13a (gene hoxc13a). NCBI's taxonomy places the organism in Eukaryota, Metazoa, Chordata, Actinopteri, Cypriniformes, Cyprinidae. The transcript has 2 exons. Gene Ontology annotation, biological process: regulation of transcription by RNA polymerase II. Gene Ontology annotation, molecular function: DNA-binding transcription factor activity, RNA polymerase II-specific; RNA polymerase II cis-regulatory region sequence-specific DNA binding. The record is from RefSeq and is a predicted model, not a curated record. Bases 1 to 921 code for a protein of 306 amino acids.